Messenger RNA from Parathielavia appendiculata, 1512 nucleotides. RefSeq lists its product as uncharacterized. The coding region runs from base 330 to 1292 and encodes 320 amino acids. The transcript has 3 exons. Lineage: Eukaryota; Fungi; Ascomycota; Sordariomycetes; Sordariales; Chaetomiaceae. The record is from RefSeq and is a predicted model, not a curated record.
UCCGCCAAACACCGUUUGCCGUAAAUCACUGGCCGCCGUCCCUGGUCUCUGAGGUGACUGGAGGGUAGCCUGGAGGCCAAAGGUAAGCGGCUGUGAUACUGAGGUUGGUAGCAGGUCAGGACUUGGCGAGCGUCUGCUGUGCCGCUGUUGAGCGGCGCCAAAGGGACCCAACUAGAGAGCCACCAAGGGAGCGUUACUCGGUCGGAUACAUGAAGAUGUAUUGUUAGCGGAUCGAUUCAACCCUCGCUCUCUCUCUCACCAUCUUGCUUUUCGGUUUUUUUUUUUUCAGUAUCCUUCUUGUCUUGCUGUGAUCUGUUGCGGAUGCCCCCAUGUUGGUGCGCUCAGGGGUAAGGGGAUCUGUGGUUCCCAUCGUUGUCCUGCUGCUGUGCAGUUGGCUGCUUGUCUUUCGAGGCCACCGCCAAUGGGGCUGGUUCCCAUCCGUAGAACCACCACUACCAUCCGUCGAGAUAGUCGUCGCCAGCCGCUCAACCGAGAAUACCUCCUGGGUACAUGAAUAUCUGCCGGGCUGGUUCCGCAGUAUCUAUGUGGUUGACGACCCCUCCGCGAAGCUCACCGUGCCCCAAAACAAGGGCCGCGAGGCCAUGGUCUACCUUACUCACAUAAUCAACUCCUACGACACGCUAGCUGAGACGACCGUCUUCGUCCAUGCCUCGCGCUUCGCCUGGCACAACGACGACCCAGAUUACGACGCCCUGAGCACUCUCCGCAACCUCAAGCCGGACUACGUCCAGGCCUCGGGCUAUGUCAACCUCCGCUGCGUCCAGAUCCUUGGCUGUCCCGUCGAGAUACGGCCGCACGACGACGCUGCCACCCAGGGGGAACGUGCCCCUGGUAUCUCAAACUCUGGCCGUCCGCUCACCACCAAGGAAAUCUACAAGCAGGCAUUCGAGGAGCUGAUGCCUGGUGUAGACGCCCCAAAAAAGGUGGGCGUCAGCUGCUGCUCACAGUUUGCUGUCUCGCGCGAAACUGUCCGGAGCCGGCCCAGGAAAGACUACACCCGUUACCGGAAGUGGCUUCUAGAGACGCCGCUCCAGGACGACUUGAGCGGGAGGGUGUUUGAGUAUAUGUGGCAUAUAAUAUUUGGCAAAGAAGCCGUGUUCUGCCCGUCCGCAGCCGAGUGCUAUUGCAAGCUGUUCGGUCUGUGCGACCUGAGAUGCGAUGAGAUGCAGUGCGAUGGGCGGUAUAUUUUGCCGAAAUAUUCCAACCUCCCGGACGGUUGGCCGAGAGUCGGUUGGUCAGGAGAGGCAAGGAACUUCUCUGGCCCACUAUGAAGCCCCGGAACGUCGAUGGCGUCAAGUCCUGCUGGAUGGCUUCUUGAUGACCGGCCUGGGAGUGCUGGUUGCCCAAAGUCCGUUUCGUCUUUUGAAUGUGUGUUGCGUUCGAACAAAUCACAGAGAGAUGUCUUUGUACGCACGCCGAGUAUGUAAGUCGUGGAUCGUGGAGACGAGAGUGAGUGCAGCGAGCUUGCUAGUCCAAGGGCAUUGAUGGGUG